Saccostrea cuccullata (small rock oyster) is the source of this 468-nucleotide messenger RNA. RefSeq names its product keratin-associated protein 10-3-like. The record is from RefSeq and is a predicted model, not a curated record. The transcript is spliced from 5 exons. NCBI's taxonomy places the organism in Eukaryota, Metazoa, Mollusca, Bivalvia, Ostreida, Ostreidae. Bases 1 to 468 code for a protein of 155 amino acids.
AUGAAACAGGUGUGUCAGACUCUCAGUAGUAGUUGUAGUAGUAGUAGUAGUAGUAGUUGUAGUAGUAGUAGUAGUAGUACUUGUAGUUGUAGUAGUAGUUGUUGUAGCAGUAGUUGUAGUAGUACUAGUUGUCGUAGUAGUAGUAGUAGUAGUAUAGUAGUUGUAGUAGUAGUAGUAGUAGUAGUUGUUGUUGUAGUAGUUGUAGUAGUAGUUGUUGUAGUAGUUGUAGUAGUAGUUGUUGUAGUAGUAUUAGUAGUAGUAGUAGUAGUAGUUGUUGUUGUAGCAGUAGUAGUUGUAGUAGUAGUAGAUGUAGUAGAAUGUUGUUGUUGUAGUAGUAGUUGUUGUAGUAGUAGUAGUAUAAGUUGUAGUAGUAGUAGUUGUAGGAGUAGUAGUUGUAAUAGUAGUAGUAGUGUUUUAGUAGAAGUAGUAGUAGUUGUAGUAGUAGUAGUAGUAGUUAUGUCGUGCUAA